Messenger RNA from Acipenser ruthenus (sterlet), 7996 nucleotides. RefSeq names its product protein Wnt-10b-like. Lineage: Eukaryota; Metazoa; Chordata; Actinopteri; Acipenseriformes; Acipenseridae. Bases 885 to 2051 code for a protein of 388 amino acids. Gene Ontology annotation, cellular component: extracellular region. The transcript has 4 exons. The record is from RefSeq and is a predicted model, not a curated record. Gene Ontology annotation, biological process: multicellular organism development; neuron differentiation; canonical Wnt signaling pathway. Gene Ontology annotation, molecular function: frizzled binding; cytokine activity.
ACUAAGGCAUUUUGCGAAAAUAAUCCUAUGUAACUAAUGGGAAACCCCCCCAAAAAAGUUUUAUAAUCUCGUGGCACCGUAAUAAGGAUUUAAACGUUUAAGGAAGGCUGCAGAAGUGGAGAGAGAACUGGAAAAUACGUAAUUAAAGAUGCAAUUUUACUAGGGGCAGAGAAGAUGAAACCGGUCAAAUUAAAUACAAUUAAAGUACAAUACUAAUAAACAGGAAAGAGGGAACAGAUGACAGCGCGCACAGACUCGGUAUUGUUCCAGCGCAGGGAGGAGAGCUGCGCGCCUGCCUGCUGCUGCUGCUGCUGCUGUCUCUGAAAUUACUGGCAUAUUUUUUUUCUUUCUUUUUGUCCUGCGGUUGCAUUAAAUUUUUUCCUGCUGCAGCAGCCUUUUCGAGUGACCACUUGAAUCCAGGAGAGCUCCGGGACUGGAAAGGAACAAUGACAGGGCGAAGGAGUCUGCGCUCCUGACCCUGAGCCCCCGCAAAAAACAAACACACGCAGCAGCAGACACGCACAGCCCUGGAAAGUCCGGGGCUAUCCAUCAUCACAUUCAUCACCUUUUUGAACCGUCGUCUCUUCAGUAUCCACACACAAGCGGCACCGCGUCUCAACCUGGCAAAGCUACUGUUACUGUCUUUUUGACAAACAAAGCGUCUCCGUACUCAUUAUCACGCUGCGUACGAGUGCCAAUUUUAACCCUGAACCGCUAUUCUUUCUGCGACUACGAUUUAACAAUAGCUUCAGAGCUUCGUGAAAUGUUACCAGGCGGUUUUUUGGAACUUUUCGACGACAGCAUACCAACUUUAAAAAAACAAAUUUACCUCAGAAGCAACUCGAGUUGUCUUUCAUGUCACGCUGGGACCAACGGCUACUGAAAUGGGAAUUCCACACACGAGCUACUGGAAAUGCGUCCUGAUCCUCGUGGCGGCCGUCAUGUCACCUGCCUCCACAGUCCUGUGCAAUGAUAUUUUGGGUGUAAAGCUGCCGGGCGACCCUGAGCUGACGCCCAACACGGUGUGCCUGACCCUGCCGGGCCUCAGCAAGCACCAGAUGAGGCUGUGUGUGCGCAGCCCUGACGUGACUGCCUCCGCCCUGCAGGGCAUCCAGAUCGCCAUCCACGAGUGCCAGCACCAGCUGAGGGAGCAGCGGUGGAACUGCUCUGCGCUGGAGACCGGGAGCAAGCUGCCUCACGACAGCCCCAUCCUGAAGAGAGGUUUCCGGGAGACUGCGUUCGCUUUCUCCCUGCUCGCGGCGGGGGUGACUCACUCGGUCGCCAUGGCCUGCAGCCUGGGCAAGCUGCAGGGAUGCGGGUGCGAGUCCAAGCGCCGCCGGGACGAGGAUAAGAUCCAGCUGAAACUGAACCAGCUGCAGCUGCAGACCCUGCAGAGGACCAAGGGGCUCCCCGCGCACCUCCUCCAGAGCCAGCAGGGGGCGCCCAGCCUGCAGGACACCUGGAAGUGGGGCGGAUGCAGCCAUAACGUCAAAUUCGGGGAGAAGUUCUCCCAGGACUGGCUGGAUUCCAGCGAAUCGCCACGGGACAUUCAUGCCCGCAUGCGGCUCCACAACAACAAAGUGGGCAGGCAGGUGGUCAAAGAAAACAUGAAGAGGAAGUGCAAGUGCCACGGCACCUCGGGAAGCUGCCAGUUCAAAACCUGCUGGUACGUCACGCCCGAUUUCAGGCUGGUGGGAUCGGUGCUGAGGGACAAGUUCCAGACGGCCGUGUUCAUCAACUCGCAGAACAAGAACACGGGCGUCUUCAACCCCCGCCUGAGCAAGCAAAGGGUGUCCAGCCAGCUGGUGUACUUCGAGAAGUCCCCCGAUUUCUGUGAGCGAGACCCUGCCUUGGACUCGCCAGGCACAGAGGGACGGAUCUGCAACAAGACCAGCCAGAACAUGGACAACUGCGGCAGCCUGUGCUGCGGCCGCGGACAUAACAUCCUGAAGCAGACGCGCAGCGAGAGAUGCAACUGCCGUUUCCACUGGUGCUGCUACGUGCUGUGUGAGGAGUGCCGCGUCACGCAGUGGGUCAACGUCUGCAAGUGAGACCCGCACCGUCCCGCUGCUCACCCCAGGGACUAGUCAUGUGAUCAAGAAGCUGUUAUAUUGACCUGCAAUAGAGACCCAAGCCUUCCCAAUGUCUUUUUAUGGGGUCUCUAUAAAACAAGAGAAGCCAGAAGAAUCGUUUCUAGAGCACAGUGAACUCUAACCCUGGCACCAGUACCUCCUCAUGCAGUCACGAUGGCGUUUAUUUAAUUGAAUUCUGAAAAAUAAAUAAUGCUGUCUCUGGAGUCAAACAGAGGAGCUGCAAGUCAAGGACACACUGCCCCAGCGUGAGUGCAGUCAGGGUGGACGCCUUGUGAAACCCAGAAAACUGAGCUCUCUUUAUACAAGGAUGGACUAGGCAUCGCUGUUUCAGGAGUGCCUGGUCACUGAACGCCACAGGAUCCUGAUCAGUGCACCAAAAAUCGAGUUCAUCUUGUUAAACAAUGAAAUAGAAACCUUAACAAUAUCUACUUCUCAUUUUCAGAGUGCUGUGUCAACAAUAUCCCACUCAAACACCAUUCUCUGUUCAUACUAAGAGGAUAAUCAGCCUUGUUGUACGCAGCAGAGAAAAAGACAUGGCUGAUUCUGGAGUGUGAUAUCACACUGCAUCAACAGGUAUAUAACACUCCACUGACACCACUGUCUCCAUGUAAAAAGGGAUUCUUAACCUGUGCUUGUUAAACAGUAUAAUAGGGACCUGAGAAACUGACAAUGCCUUUUCAGGGGUGUCUCCGAGUGUGAUCCAAACUUUCCCACUGCUGUCACCUGCUAACAAGAGUUUUUUUUUUUUAUGGACCUGCAGAAAAGACAUUGCGGUUUCAAGCCCCCAAAACAUAUGAAUCUAAUUGUGGUUUGAAACAACUUUUGCAAUUCUUGCCACACCUACUUACCAAGCCUUGGAAAUUGUUGCAGGAAUACAGUUUUCAACAGGAAUCUAUAACUUUAUGACACACGCCUCACCUCUGACUGAAUUUACCAGUAAAUUAGACAUAGUGCAUAAACCCAGUCUCCUAUAUUUCCUUGUGUUCUUGUUCGUUCAAAACCCAAUCCCUCCCCCUCCUCGGCUCGGGCAGCUAAAUAAAUCAAAAGGGCUCUUCAUCUGCUUGCCUGAACAGCAGCCCCGCAUUUACAGGCAGCGCAAGCAAUUCCAUAAGUUCUUCUAUAAAAAAAAAGAAAAGGAUACACAAAGACGUUUGAUACUGGAGAGUUCGUCAGCCCAAUCUGUGCACUGGAGAGGCUUACAGUGCUUUACUGCUGAGCUGAUGAUUAUGAAGAGAGAUGAGUGAUAAAAAGGAUUGGAGGUUUUAUUAGAUCUCUUUAAGGCUUUUCUGGCACUUGAAGCUGUCUGGAGUUUUAGGGAGAUGGACAGCAGUGCUGGUGCUGUAACAAGUUUUUUUUGGCAAGAUUUCCUCCAUGCAUCUGUGCUUUAACAGCCCUGUCUAGCAAAUACCUGGGUGGUGUAAUGGGGCAGGGCAACAUUUAGGCAUAUAUAUUGAACUCUGGAGCUAAUGCAUAAUCUAUGAAGCAGCAAGGUUUUGGGUUCAAAUGCAGUAGUUGCACCAAGGUCAUACGCAUUGACGUUUUAUAGUGCUAUACAGUCCAUGUACAGAUGACUGGACUCACCUAAACUAGACACUUGUGGGACUCCCUGUAGUGAUAAGCCUGUGGUGGCUUGUGGUCUUUUCAAUCAACCUAAAAAUGACCUAAAUACAGCCACCGUUAAAACAAGGACCUGUUAUGUUCAAGUGAUUUAAAAGCGAAAUGCUAGUAGAUAGACUCACACGCACUUAGCUAGAGGUGUUGGUUUCAAUUACCUUUUUAGCAGGGACCCUUUUUAAUGAUGUAGUGUUAGAUCCGCCGCUGGGAGAGUGAUGGAACUGACCCCACAGGUUCAGAAGAGGACGUGUUUUUGGACCGGGAGCUGUUUUUUUCAAGCACAGUGAAACCUGCAUUGCUGGAGUGAACCUGGCUACCGCAAUUCUAUAGAAAGAAAAGACAUACAGAACCGUGAGCGAGUUUGAUUUGGACCGGCGUUCAAGCAGACUGUUCCCUUGUGUGUGACGUACAGAGGGCCCCCCUAAAAGCUCUGUCCGUUUAAAAAGCAAAAAGGCACGAUGUGUAAAAUGAAUCAGUAUUGCUAUAGAGUAGAGAUAUCAUUGGUUACCAGCAGAUCCCAUCCUAUUUAUCAGUGCUCAUGCUCUAAAUGAUGUAGGGUAUGUAUGUAUUAUAUAUGAAAUACUUCUCCGCAAGGGUAGUUUUCAAUCGUUUUGAUCAUCAUAUCACUUGAGGAAUGCACUUCUCUUUUGCCAGGAGAAAAAUAAUUUCUCUUCUAAGGAUGGCGGUGUACCCAGAUCAUGCUCCCUCCUGCAACAAGGCUGGUUUUCUGUUCCCACAAUACACUGCUCAUCUCAAUCAGAGCACCAGCAUUGUUGCAGGAGGGAGCACCGGUCUGGAUACACAGCGCUUUCUUAUAGAGAAAGCCUCUUUCUUCUUGUCAAUGCUCAGGUGAUUCCCCAGGUGAUUUCAGACCCAUGGUGUGUGAAUAAAAAAUACCCAAACAAUCAGGAUUAUGUUGAAAAACAUGCCGCUGCGGGAUACAGCAAAGCAAUGCCUUUCAUGUGCACACUGCAGGGGGUUCUGUAACACAUUAAAGCUCCAGUGACUGCGAGUCUUCGUAACAAAUUACAGACCUUGGUAAUAAUCCUUCAAAGCAGAGCAGAAAAUGAAGACACCGUGUCGUCUUCAAAGACAUGAAAAUAUUUGUCUUCUUCCACUUCAACGUGAUCCCAUUUUCACCGUUCGCCUCGGGCAGGGCGGGGUGGGGGAUGACAUCCCUAUAGAUCUGAUUAAUUACUCAUUAGCGUUUUCUUAAGACGCUCUUUCAGAUAAAAUAAGUCAUACGUUGACAGGGUUCACAGAAAGGUCAGCCCUGUUGAACUGUUACCUGUACGGGUUAAACCAAAAAUGAGACCCCCCUCCCCUCCCCCCAGGUGACUUGGAAAACUCUUAAGAAGAGUUCCCUGGAAUCCGCUGCAGCUGACAGAUUGGGGGCGUGGCCGCACAGUCACUGCAGUUCAAGCCUUCAGAACAUCACCUUCAAGAGGAGAGGAUCUCUCACGGACUGCCUGUCCCCCUAGGGCACACCGACAGAACUGCAGCUACUCAGCAGCUCUGGCCAAAAGUUUAGCAUCACUUAGAAUUUCAGGAUUGACACAUAAUUAAAAAAAGAAUGAUAUAUGAACAUACUUUAGAUCUUUUAUUUAACAUCUUGUAAUCAAAGAAACUACACAACGAUAUCGCAAAAGUCUACCGGAAGCCAUAAUAGUAAUAUUUCAUGUUUCGAAAUGUCACAUUUUUCAAUAUUUGUCAGUUUUUCAUUAAGUAUAUGGAAAACUACAAAGCGGUAUGCAAUUCACUAUGUUAACGUAACAUUAUUCAGCAGGUUUCAUUGGACUUUAUGAAACUAAAUGAGUUAACUCUAUAGGGUGGUGCAAAACUUUUGGCCAUAGCUGUACAGCGGCUGGACAAUUACAAACGGGCCGUUCUUUACCUGACCGAUUCAGGCAAGGCUUGAAACUCUCACCACCCAGCACCCAGUCCUGCGUUCAGAAGAUCCCCUGUUCAAAUAGAUUAAUGAAAUUACUAGAUGCCAGGAGUUUGAACAAUCAACAAUAAGGCAUACCUGUAACAGGAGUUGUUCGUGUAGCUGUAGGGAGGAACACUGCGUUUAACUUCAAACUCCUGGCUGCUGAUCAUGUAAGAAAUAUACUUCAUUGAAGGUAGCUCUGAAGCACACUGCCAAGUGUAUUUCGCAAUAUGUAAAAGCUGCCUUUCACAAUGGGACCGCUAGCGAGACAGCCAAUAGAGAUGGCUGCAGCUUCCGUAGACAAGGGAAACACUGAUUUUACAAACCUUUCCAGGGACUGUCUGAAAAGUGGUUACAAUCUGGAGCACAGACUUUGUUGUGUGGGAUGCGUUUCUUACAUCCACUGGGGGCAGAGCGUUGCAGUGGGGACAGGUUAAUGGUUACACACUGGUGUACCAGCUGUAACGAGAAGACAGGUUUGAGAUCUCUUUUGAGGGGCUUAAAACUUCUGAGUCACCAGGAUGGGUGGAACAGAAAGAAAACUAAAGGAAGAAGAAGAAGAAGAAGAUUUUCGCUUGGAGCUGCUCUCUCAUGCCUUAAGAACAUGGUUGUGUCUUUCCAGAAAUGUGUUUGUGUCUCUAACAAAACAAACGUUUUUAAUCAGUGGCUGGGCUCGCUGUGAGGGGAGGCUGUCCCAUCUGGUUUGAUGCACUGAACACUGUCCCAGUGCCAGCAGCACAGAGAAGCUUGCUCCUCGCUGUGACACUGUGAUUAAUAUCCCUCCUGGAGAUACUUAGCGGGCUGUAAUUACUGUGCACAUUCUUCUCCCUCACAACUACCCCCUCGUAAUACGUGAACUGUGCUGGGGAGAGCGAGCCAAAGCAUGGGGGAAGGGGGUUCCACGUGUACUGCAGGCAUCCUGUUCAUGAGAAGUACUUUUUUUUGGGGUGCUCGUUCAAAAAAUGGGGACCCUUAUGUCCGUCAUGUCCGUCCAUCCGUCUGUCUGUCACAAUGCAGUAGAUCGAUGCACAGACAAAAUAAAGAGAUGCACGCUUGCUUGCUGAACAAAAAACGGUCUGUCCUGUUAAGUCUGUAACACGUAUAUAAUUGUGCAGUUGCGUCAUUCCUCCACCUAGGACUAGCCAUAUUGAACAGUGUUAAACAGCAACUGUGAACUGGAACAUAAACGUUCAUGGAUUGGAGUCGCGACAUCACAGUGAACAUCUGCCUUGAUUUUGCAUCAGUCUCCACCGAACUUACACUCCAAGCUCUCUAAAUACGUCUAUAAAUAGUUAGCAUUUUUCUAUAGUCCAAUAAACUCUAUAGGAAUUACUGUAGGGGGACCCUCUGUAUGUGCUUCUACAGGGUUAUUGUUUUACAUGCAACUUUCAGUUACAACAGUCUUCCUUGCACCAUACAUACCGUAGACAAAGAUGAAAAACAUCUAGCAGCAUUAUCUAGUCCGCAAGCCGAUAAUAGAGAAGAUCUUAAAAAAUCUAUAAUCUAUAAUCUGAGUAUAGCAGCCCUAUGGCAAAUGAACCAAGCUGUAGCAGUUUAUCUACAGCAUAGUAUUUUAAAUUAUUUGCAUAUCAUGAAUCAAUGUACCAAAAAACAACUGAAGGCUGUGUAAGCACGCUAUAAGGAGGAGCAGUAACAAAGUUAAUAAGGCUAAUAAGAGCUGAGAAAUGUUGGCUGUCAACGGCAACUCUUUACAAAAUAGUUUUGAAUAAAGUGUGCAGUCUGUCAGCAAACCUCUGGUUUGUAUUAUCUCCCAUUUCUUCAUUUUUUUUUAUUAUUCUUGAUAUUAGUCACUGCGAGGGGAAUUUCCUGUCCUGUCUCUCCCAUGUGUCAUAAGCAGAGAGAUCAGAAGUGAAUUCCUUUUGUGUCACCGCAGAGCCAUUGCAAAACGCAGCACUAAUCAGAAGCAGCCGCCUCCGCUUCCCUUGAGACAGGGUUCACUGCUGGGAAACCGUCCUUCAGCACUGCUUGUGCUUUAGCAGUUACCAGCAACAGCUGCCACAGAGACACAGGCAGGACAUCCCUUUGCCUGGAUCUAUAUACAAGCUGCAUCUCCCUGUUGUGAACAAGUUUCUGCCACAUGGGCAAAACACCAGAUCUGACAACGCUGUAGAGUGAUUGCAGGUGUUCCUGUACACAAGACAGAUAUGUUUCCUGUGUUUGGUGACUUCGGCUCCAGUUUAUUCUGGAGAUGUAAUAGAAAUGACGUCCCUGCUGGAACUAGAGCCCGGUAAGACCUGCAGAACAAUUCUCUUUCCUAUACUGCUAGAGCACUCUGCAGUGUUGAGAGUGGAGUUCUCUUUCCUAUACUGCUAGAGCGCUCUGCAGUGUUGAGAGAGGA